This is a messenger RNA of Danio aesculapii, 3088 nucleotides long. RefSeq lists its product as uncharacterized. The record is from RefSeq and is a predicted model, not a curated record. The coding region runs from base 165 to 2951 and encodes 928 amino acids. The transcript is spliced from 9 exons. NCBI's taxonomy places the organism in Eukaryota, Metazoa, Chordata, Actinopteri, Cypriniformes, Danionidae.
GUAACGCGACGAUUUGGAUGACAACUGCCAUUAACGGCGAAGAAGAAGAUGAACUCUCUGAUAGGCGAAGAGCCGAGAGUCCCGUCCAAUGACUCUGUUGUUCCCGUUUAAAACUGACACGCAAAAACCAAAUACUCAAGAGCUGGGACCCGCCUGCUAUUGAAAUGGAGAGCUUUUUUAGGCGGAAGCUUGGAUCGUCUCUUCAGAAACCUGUUUCUUCGUACCAGUUCAAACUGCCAGAACUGUCCUCUAGUUUCUAUUCAAUUGCAGAUGAACCUUUUCCACAAGUGUCUGGAUUUCUUGAUGAAACCGUCAGCCCAUCUUUUAUUUCAAACGAAACUGCGUUAAGCACCCCUGCUUGUACACCCUCUGAAAAUCAAAGAAAAAGCAAGCAAGAAAAUGUUACUAAUGACUCUGGACUGAAUGGCUCUUUUGCAGUGCCGUGUCAUUUGGCAAGUGGAAAUGCAUCGAAUAGAUCAGUACAGAAUGAGAAAGACAUGACCAGUGUAAAAGAUGGCAAAGUAGAUGUGGAUGCUGUGCCUUCACUUCAGGCUCUUGCAUCUGCAGAUACAUCAGAUCUCAUGAGUGAGGACUUGAAGAACAGCACGUUUGAUGUGACCCAAGACUUGAAAGAGCCAUCUGACAAUGGUAUAAUUGUGACAGUUGAUCUACAAAACAUUAAGGAGAGGAACGGCACAUUUGAUUUAACCCACAAUGUAAAAGAGCCGUCUGACAGUGGCACUACUGCGACUGCUGAUCUACCAAAUAUCAAGGAGAAUAACAGCAUCUUUAAUUUGACCCAAGACUCGAAAGAACAACCUGAUACUGGUGCAAAUAAGACUGUAGAUCUGCAAAACAUCAAGGAGAAAAACAGCACCUUCGAUUUCUCCAAAGAUUCUAAAGUGCAAUCAGAGGGUAAUGCUGCUGUAACUGUUGAUCUCCAAAACAUCAAGGAAAAGAACGGCACCUUUAAUUUGACCCAAGACUUGAAAGAACUAUCUGAUACUGGUACAAAUAGGACUGUAGAUCAGCAAAACAUCAAUGUAAAGAACGGCACCUUUAAUUUCAUUCAAGACUCAAAAGAGCAGUCUGACACUAACACAAAUACAUCCGAAGAUCUACAAAACAUCAAGGACAAGAACGGCACCUUUAAUUUGACCCAAGACUUGAAAGAACUAUCUGAUACUGGUACAAAUAGGACUGUAUAUCUUCAAAACAUCAAGGAGAAGAACAGCACAUUUGACUUGACUCAGGACUCGAAAGAUCAAUGUAACCCUGGUACAAAUACGACUGUAGAUUUGCAAAUCAAGGACAACACUUUUAAUGUGACUCCAGACUCCAAAGAACCAUCUGACAAUGGUAUUAGUAGGAUUAAUGGUCUACAAAACGUAAAGGAGAAGAACAACACUGUUGAUUUGACUCAUGAUUCUGGUACUAAUGGGAAUGUUGAUCUACACAAGGGGAAAAACAGCACUUUGGAAUCUCAAGAGCCAAAGGUGAGCUGUGACGCUAAUUCAACGGUGGAUAUUGAUGUCCCUAAUUUAAAUACUGAGUCAGGAAAUGCCACUGUUGAUCUGGUCCAGUCACAUGACCCUAAAGAGGGACACAAAACCACUGUGGAUAUUCCUAAUAUAGAAAUCACACACGCUAAAACCGCUUCGUCCUCUUUUAACAGUGCACCCUUAAACACUACUACAGAACAGCCAAAUGAAAAGCUUGAUGGAACUGUAGAUAUUCAAGAUAUUCAGCAAAACAAAAAACAAGAUGGUAGUCUGCACUCCGAGGAUGACAAAGGAAAAAACUCAGAGGAAGCUCAUUUUAAAGUCGACAUCACUGUUGAAGAGGAGCAAACAGGUAGUGCUGCUUUUCAACCCUCUGGCGACAUCAGCAGAAACAGUAUUUUUAGUUUGGAUGAAACGCUAAACAUGAAGACAAACUUCAUGUUUACAUCCACACCUAUAGUUUUUGGCAAAGAGUCCAGAUUUGAAGUUCUUAGAGAUACAAAGCCCACCCCUAUGAGAAAGAGGCUGUCUGUGAUCAACAGCAUUGAGGCCCAGUCGAAUGAUGAGCUCGUCUGUACCAGCAAUCAUGAUGGAACUGACGCCAUUCAGACGGCUGAAUGCUCAAAUCAGAAGGUCUUGACGACCUGCCCUCCAAAUCACACUACAUCAGAGUCAGCAAAUGAGAACAAGCCUCCCGCUAAACCUCCCAUGAAAAGAAGACUACCUCAGCUUUCAUCUAAGAUCAGCUAUGCGAAGUCCAGCUUUCUUCCACCGCCUUCAUCUAUUAACUCCUCAGUGGUGGUCAAACCAAAGACUGUCAGAGGCCCACAGGCCCCGCAUCCACCUAACACAUCAACCACACCACUGCGUGGCAACAGGAGGACUAUACAGAUGAAGACAAGGAACAUAGCACCUGUCAAAAACACAGCGCCAGUUUGCACUGUUAAGACUUCUGUGGUAUCAUCUGUCCCCGGAUAUAACUUCACUGCUAUUGCAAAACCUUCAAACUCUGGUAUACCACAAAUGAAACCAUCUGGGCUACAGCCACCGACCCGUAAAAGACUGGCUCUUAAGACACCACAGACUGCACUAUCCUCUGUGGAAUCUGCUCCAUCUCAGCCCAGUAAUAAAUCAGCUGCAGUACCAGGUAUGAGGACGAGGAAUUCACUGCUUUCCAGUGUGGGCCAAAAGCACUCGAUCAAUGAUGGUUUGCCUUCGGCAAAAAGAAAACGAAUUGGACCUGCUGCUUCAUCUACAGUAGAGUGUGAUGGUGUUCAUCCAACUGAAGGAGAGCAUCAAUCUGGUGAAUGCUGUGUAAAUUGUUUGCAACAUGAAGAAAAACUUGAAAGCGUCCUGCGAGAACUAAAGGUCUUGCGUUCAGAUUGUAAAAACUGGGGACCACUGCAUGAAAAACUGGAGUUGUGUAUAAAGGAAAUGAAGAGAAUUUAAGAGUAAAAAAAAUGAAGUUUUAACCUUUCUAGCAAAUAUUUAAAUGCUUCUAAAAUGUGACGCUGUUUGUUAAUAAAUUGUAAUUUUUUAUGAUAUAUUGUCUGGAUUGUCCUAAUAAAUUACAGUGCAACAUUACA